CUCUCUUUUAUCUGAUUGUGGACAUCAAACGAAACAGCCACACACAAUAUCAAAGAGUAGGGAGCGCUGCAUAAAAACAGCACAUGGAUUUCCUUUUACACUACAGAAACCCCAAUUUCCAUUCUUCUUCGGUGGUUGUAACAAGCAAUAAAGUCAACAACAGAGUUAAUGGGAGAGAAGGGGAGAAGAAGAAGAACAAGAGAAACAACAACGUCAGCACUAAAGUGAAGCUCUCAACAGACCCACAAAGUGUAGCUGCAAGAGAGAGAAGGCACAGAAUCAGCGAGCGGUUCAAGAUUCUGCGAAGCUUGAUACCAGGUAGUGAUACCAGGAACAUGGAUACAGUAUCCAUGCUGGAAGAAGCCAUUCAAUAUGUCAAGUUCUUGAAAGCUCAGAUUUGGCUACACCAAACAAUGAUUAGUUUUGAGAAUUUCCAUGAUUAUGAUAAUGCUAAUAGAAAUUAUCAUCAUUAUCAAUGCUCGCAUGAAGAUCUUCUCCAGUCUGAUAAUUUCUAUAAUGAUUUCCACCACCUCUCCAGCUUGCCUCAAAUGGAAAAUGAAGUCGUACCCCAACUAGGGUUUGAAGAUGGAUCUUGCUUCAAGGUUGAAGAUGAUGAUAACAAGUUUUCUCGUUCUCAUGGUAUCAUCAUGUGAUUUAACCAUGAACUUAUGGUAUAUCUAUUAUAUAUAUAGAUAUAGAUAUUUACUUAGUUACAACUCUAGAUUUUCCUAUAUCUAUGUUCGAAGGAGCUUCUCAAGUGCAGCUUAGUUUCAUGAUGCGAUAAACAGUGUUAGAUAAUUAACAUAUAUAUGAAUGUUUUAAUUACCAUGAAUUGAUGGAACUUAACAUGCCAACCAUGUUGUAUAGUCUCUCUUCUGACGUGUAAUGAUUGCAUGCAUCAAAUAUUUUGGAUGAAUUGGAAA
Messenger RNA from Lactuca sativa (garden lettuce), 923 nucleotides. The record is from RefSeq and is a predicted model, not a curated record. Lineage: Eukaryota; Viridiplantae; Streptophyta; Magnoliopsida; Asterales; Asteraceae.